CUUUUAAAGUAAUAGUUCAUUUGUGACUUUGGAAUCAAUGUAGAAUACAAUUUUGCAUCAUAUCGUAGGUAGAAACAAUUUGUAAAAAAAAAAAAAAAAUUAAUAAUAAAUAUAAAGAAUACUUUGUUAGAAAAUGUUAUACAUUGAAAAUUUAAUCUUUAUUAGGACUUUGAUUUUCUUCUUGUUUGUCAUCAUUAGGUUCCGAUAAUGGUUCAUUAUCAUAAGUUGUCCAUUUUCCAUUAUCCUUAUCAUCUGGAUCAUUGUUCAGCAACUCAAAUGUUAAUUUACAAUUUGAUUUAUAUAUAUAUAUUUUAUAACAAUUAUUAGUUUUAUUUAAAGCUGCUUCAACUUUACGUUGAUAUGCUGCUUCUUGAGCAACUCUUUGACAUGCUGUACUACAAAGGCCUCCUGUUCCAUUUUUUUUACUUUCUUUUAGAAAUAUAUUAUAACAUUCUUGACAUGAUUCAUCAGUUACUAAAUUCUGUAACUGACGAACAGCAUAAGCAACAACUUUAUCAAGAGUAAAUCCAAUAUAUGCAUGAAUACUAAACAUUUCUCUUAACGUGUCUUCAUAGGUAAUGGCAUCUAAAUUGCCAUCCAAAACAUUUUUAACCAUAUCAAGUAACGCUGGAUAGUAAUCUUCCACCAUAAUAUCUGAUUUAGGAAGCAGAUUUAGUUUUGCUGCUACAGACUCAGACCUAGUCACUUGAUAAAUACAUUCAUCAUGGAGUAACUGUGUAGCCCUUUUAUAUAUCUGAGUAAGUCGAUCACAAAGGAUAUGAUGAAGUCUAAGGAACAAAUACCAGUAGUUAUUGCCGAAAAACAGUGUAUAACAUUCUUCUAUAUUAGAAUAUUCUUUUAAUUUAUCACUAUCUAUCGUUUUUACUUCAGAUAAAUUACUUUCUUCAGAGAUCCGUAAAGAUAGUUUUGAUGAUUCGGGUGAAUUAUUAUUAGAAAAAUCAUGUAGACCAUCAUGUUCAUCAUCACUUAAUUCUUGUCUAGGAUGAUGAAACAUAUCAGGAAUGAAUGAUCUAAUAAGUGAUUUUACUUUUUGUUUAUCUUCUUUAUUAAUACCUGAUUGUCGCUUAACAUGGUGAAUCAACAAAUUAGCAGCAUCAUCUAUAAUUGAUUUAUCAGUAUAUGAAAACACCAUAUGCGGACCAUUGUUGUUGUCACUUUGUUCAUUACGCUCAUCAAAUAUAGUUUCAAUUUCAUUUAAUAAUGAUUUUGAUCUCAGAAAUUUCAUAUCACUUUGUUUAAAAUUAACACCUUGAUGAUCUAAUGAUUUAAGGUAAUACUUCUCAUUUUGAUUUUUCCAUAAUUCAUUGAAGGUAUUUCGUGCCUCUUUCCAUUCAUCAUCUUUGGAUCUCAGCCUUUUUAAAACUACUGGAAUAGCGUUUACCGGAUUUAUUUUGAGUCCUUCGAGUAUAUCUUUUGUCCUUUCUCCAUAUAAUCUUCUAAUAGCUCGUACAUUAGUUGACAUUAAACUAGGUUGAGUUCCUAAAUUAUCAUCCAAUCUAAAUCUAUCUAAUUCGGCAAAAGUCAUUCUAUUAGUCUUCCUAAGUAUUUCUUCUAAAGAAUAUAUUGCUGACAAAUUAAUUUCCAUUACGAGAUCAAGUUCAAAUCGUUCAUCUUCGCACCUAUGCAUGUAUUCUUCAUAUUGAGUUUUUCGACUGGUUGCAAAAGAUGAUUCUUCAGACCACGUGGGAAAAGAAACCCAUGUGUCAUUUAAUACUUCAAAACACAUUUUCGUUCUACCACUACAUUUGGGAGUUUUAUAAUCUGAGGGUACAGCACAAUAACUUGCACCUAACCUUUUACAUAUACUAUAAUCUAUAUCAGUAGGUAGAUCACCAGCUGAUCUAUCUUGUCGAUUAGAUCCGGGAUCAAGUAAUGAAAGAUGUGGUAGCCCAGAAAGUUUGUUUUCCGUUGGAGCCGUGGUAGCAUUAUUACUUUUUUCACUAGUUCCAAUAAAAUCUUUAAAUCGUCUAAAUAAUUCUGAAUAUUUUCCAAGAAAAGGUUGAACCAAAUUUAAAAGUUCUGAUUUAGAAAUAAUUUCAUUAUAGUAUAAAACUAAACAUCUUAAAAAAUCAUCAUAAGCAGAAGAAUUAUGAAUAGACUUCCUGACAAGAUCAAAAAAUGCAAAAUCUGUUAAUGUUCCAUACUUAUAUGCUUCUACAUAAGAUAUAUCUCCUAAACAUGGGAAUGGGGAUUUUGGUCUUUUUGGUGGUGGUAAAUUUUGACUGGAUGAAAACGAUGAAGUUCUCUUUAAAGAUAUAUUUUGAACACUUGUUUCUUUAAUACUUUCUUUAAUAAUUGGAGUAUUUACUACAUCUUUUUUAACGGGAGGCACAAUGAUAGGAGGUGGUAUACUAGUAACAACUGAAGUCUUCUUGGGAACAGUAAUGGUUUCUGUAGCCAGUUUAGCAUCAGGUGUUUUAGCAUCUGGUAAAAACUGUCCAAAUUCAACUAGUAAAUCAUCCUGGUUUUCAAACAAUUUGGCAACUUGCUGAUAAACUUCAGCUUCUGUUAGAGUUUUUUCUGUUAAUGGAACCAUAUUAUCUUUUUGAGAUUUUUGCUCUUUUUGAUAGGUAUGUAAUAUUUCUAAAAAGCGUUUAUAUUUUUCUGGCUGCCCUUGAAAACGAUUUUUAAUUUUAUUCACAUAAUUUAUGGCAUGAUUAAACUCAACUGGUUGAUUGUGUGAAUUUGUAGAUUCCUGUGUAGUAGGUAUCGAUACUUGAGGUAUAUUAGAAGCAGCAACUUGGCUUAAACUCGCUACAGAUAAAGGUAUUUGUGUUGGAUGAAAACUGGUAGAAGGUGCAGUUGGUGUCACACUAUUAUGAACUGUAUGAUGAUUUAUUACAACUGAAGUAGUAUUGACCUGGUUUAUAGGUAAAUGUCCAGCUGGUUUAAUUACUACUGGAGGUGUGGUAGUCAAAGUGACUGGUGGAGUAGUAACUAUUGGAGUGCUGGACAUUAUAUGUUGAGUUGUCGAAUGAAUUAUAGUUUGGGAAGACGUAAUUGCAGGACUUUGUGGUAUUGAUACAGAAACAUGAAAUCCAAGUUCAUUAUUUUUAAUUUCUAUUUUAUAACCAGGGGGUAGGAACGUAUUAAAACCUACUAUAAGUUCUGGAUGACCUUUAAAUAGGUUUGAGACUCGUGUAAUCACUCCAGGAGUAUCUAUACUUUGUGAUUUGAAUUCUUUCAUUAUGUCUAAGAAGUCAUUAUACACUUGAGGGUGGUUACUAAAUUUAAAUUUCACCUGAUCCAAAUAGGAUAAAGCAUCUUCGACCUUGAGCCUCUGAAAUUGGGUUUGUUGUUGCUGAUGUUGAAUUAUUGUUGAAGAUGGUAUAACUUUCUGUCUAAUCUGUUGAAUAGAAUGCUGUGUUUGUAUUGUAUGAAGAGCUGGCAUUACAGAACCACCAGGUAGUGAGCCUGGUAUUUUAUCGUUUAAAGCUAGGACUGGCAUUGUUGGUGUACUGAACGGCUGUACGGUAUUGAAUUGUAUAUUCGAAUUAUUUAUACCUUGUGUAACAAAAUUUGUUUGAACAUUAGAUAUCGUUACCAAGUUAGGCCUAGACCUAGGUGGUGAACGAUUGGUAUUGGUGGAGUAUGCUCCAACCGUGUCCGCGGACGCCAUGAGUUCAUCCGAAUGCCGUUUCAUUUCUCGUCACAUUAGUCCGUUUAAUUAACAUCACGUACAAACUAAAUCCGUGCAUGUAUGUUAACAUGAAAUUAUUAGGCUUAUAAGCUUUUAUGGCGAUAAUUACUUACAAACGCAAAAUGUUCGACGGGCAAAGGCUGUAUAAUCUGAAAACCGCGAUACAACGGAUGUGGCGAACGAUAACAAACAAAAAAAGCAUACGAACAAAACAGACUUUUCAUAAAAUAAGAUAGACAGAAUUGCAACGCAAAGUGUAAACAAACGUUAGGCUACCGAUCAGUGUUAGUGCGGGAGACGGUCCGCUUGUUGAGGUGAACCCGAUGGGUGGGAAGCGGCGGGUAGGGGACAUAUGAGAGAAAUCUAGUGGUAGCCACGUUGCCGGAACUAACCGCCAUUUCAAUGGAAUUCCGUAUAAAACCAACCGACAAAAAUCUAUACGCAAACUUUACAUUACCAACGAAUACUCUUUUCCCAAAUGUCCCCCCAAAAUGUCUCUUCGAAUUAUUUGAAAAUUUUUUUUUUAAAAAAUUUAACAAUUUAUUUUCUUAUCAAUAAAGUGCGACAACACCGCCUCAGGUGAUUUACCAACAACUGUUGCAAAAUGGCUGACGAUAAAAAAAUUGUCGCGGUAAAAUACGAAUGUUAUGACGUCCACGGUUUUUCUAUAUCCAGAUGUUACACGUAUAAUUUAUUAUUCAAAUUAUUGUUAAAGCAGUAAAGUACUGGCACUUCGUAAUACGUAAGUAAGAAUUUACUGGAUCACUCGGACUCUGGCUCUGACACUGCAUUAUUGUGGCUUGUGCGUUCAACUGUUAACAAUUAUUAUUUUAACUUUUGUUAUUAUUAUUAUUAUUGCUUAAUAUGUAAUAAAUAAAUACAAAAUAAUAAUCUAUUACGUUUGUUCUGUUACAAAAUUAAAAAUAUAUAAAUUAUUUCACAAUGCACUUAGGAUUUAAACUUUAAAGUGAUUAAAUUGGAAAACUGUUGUCAUGUUUUUAAUGACUUGUAAUAUUACUUAUAAUCAGUUAUUUGAAUAUUAUUUUACAAAGUUAUCUUCCUAAAUUAAGCUACCUAUAUUUAUUAUUAUCAGAUUAAAAUUGCAUUUAAAUAAUUCAUUCAUAUUUAACUACUGCAUUAUCGAUAUUUGUGAGUACCAUAUUUGUUAGUGUAGAUACCGUAAUAACCAGUCAAGGCCAUAGCUGGAUCAAAUUUUUGGAAAAGGUUUUAAAUUAAAUUGUUUAUUAUUUUUGUCACUAAAAUAAUUAGCAUUUUUUUUAACAAUAAUUAACAAUACUUUAGAUAAAUUUUUUUUUUUUUUGGGUGGGGGAGGUGAAUCCCUAAACUUCCCUUAGAUACAGCCUUGAUCAUAGUUAUGUAACCAAUUUUUGAAAAUACUAUGAAGUCUACACUUGAAAAAUGAUUAUAAUAAAUUGCAUAAAUAACUAAUUAAAUUAAUUUUAAAAUGUUAUGUGCUAUUAUAAAUAGUUAACGGUUUAAAAAUUAAUGUUGCAUAGUAUAAAUUAUACACUGGUUCAUAGGUACUUAUACAAAUUAUGUAAGUAAACAUUUAAUUAUUAAUACUUAAAACGUUAAAAUCAGUAUUAGUUUUUAUAAACAUUAAGUAUAUUUUCAAUAUUGAUUAUUAUUACCUACUUGGUCAUUGAAUUAUCUUUUUACUGCUGAGUAUCUAAGAUAUUGUUUGUGUUUAAUAUUUUUUUAGUGUCUUAAAAUUAGAUACGUGGACAUAUAUGAACAAAUAUUUAUUUCACUAUAUAUAUUUAGCAAUAUAUGAUAUGAAGUGUUAAGGUCAAGGUUAUGAAUUUAUUCCUUAUUGUAUAAAGUUUAUAGUUAUAAUUUUUUCAUUCAUUUUCAUGCGAUUUCGUGUAUUAUUACUACUAUGGUUUCCAUGGUAUCUUGAGACCAUAACAACUUUUUUUUUUAUUGAAUUAAAAUUUAUGUUAGUUGUUUGAUAAAGUAGGUACUAGGUAUUGUAUACUUGAUUAUAUUUUAAAUUAUGGCUUUACAAACAUAUUCAAUAUUAUAUAUAAAUUUAAUGUGCGAGAUGAUUUAUAUUGUGGCAGAAAGAUUAAAAACUCAAAAGAUCCCAUUUGACAAAUCUAAAUUAGGUACCUAUCUACUUAAUAUUAUAUUUGUUAUUAUUUGCAUAAAUUUAUAAAAAUCUUUUUAAUUUGUUAUAAUUACUAAUUUCCAUUUAAACUAAAUUUAUAAUUUUUUUGACACACAAUUCACAUUUUUAUGUGAAUUAUAAUUAACAUAAAUUAUAAUAAAGUAUAGAUAAUAUGGUUAAUACUUACAAAAUUAUUAUUUAAUUUAAUAAUCUUUUUGAUUUAUGUUGCAGUUCUAAAUGAUAUAAUUUCUGCAUCAUUUAAUUGUUCAUUUAUAUUUUCUCCGACAUCUAUUAUCAACAGAGACAUUUUAAAUAAAAAUAUAUGUCGAGCAGUACAUUCUUCAAUUAUGCGACUAAACGAAUCUAGCAUGGAUAAAUUAAUAGGUUUGAUAGAAACUUCUGUUAAAAUGCAAAUGUUCUCAACUAAUGGUCCAAGGCAAGUAUUGUUAUUAACAUUGAACCAUUUAGAUUCUAUCCGUGAAUUAGCAUGUACAAAUCAACUGAAACAAAGCAUAGAUCUUGUUCAACACAAUUUUUAUCAAGUAAUUUAUUAAAUAACUAAUAACUAUUUUGUAAUAAGUAAUAUCUGAGUAAUUUAGACUUUUGAAAAAAUGACAAAUGGUGAAAUAAUUAGAUUACGAUAUGCAAUGUUAAAUUAUUUGCAAGAUAUACGUGUUAAAGUAACAAUAUUUAUUAAAGAAGGUUUACAGCGAUACAACGGGUCAUUUGUUUCAAUUGAAAAAUGGGCAAUUCCAUAUGGUAAGUUCUAUUACUCAUUUAUGUAUGAGAUCAUAUACAUAUUAUUUAGAAUGAAUAAUUGUUUAGUAUUAAAAUAAAUAAGUAUGCAUUAUUUAUUAUUGCAGUUGUACAUAGAAAAUCGCCCAUUAAAAAUAGGUAUUAAGUGUGCUUUACCAUUUAAUAACUAAUAAUGUUUCGAAGCAUUUAAUGUAAAUAUUAAAAAAUUUGGGACGAUUAACUCAAAUAGUAGCAUCAAUUUUAUACUUAAAAUUUGGUGUGCAUUACUUACUCAAAAAUAAGGUUUAAGGAGUAUUGAUAUUUAAAAAUAUUAAAUGUAUUGUUACAAAAAUAAAAAUAUUUUAGCUUAAAGAAAAAGUAACAUUUAAGUGUAAACUACAAUCAAUAAAAUUAAAUAUAUUUUUGAUUACAUUUCUGAAUCGUUCAAUAAAACAUAGAUUAAAAUAAAAAUAACUACAAAUAAAUAUAAAUUUAUUUUUACAACUGCAAAGAAAAAAAGAAUUGUUUAGUUUUCAUAAAAUAAUUACAUAGAUAAUAUACAAUAAAAUAAAUAAAUAUAAAUACUAUUAUAACAAUGAUUAUGCUUGAUAAGAAAUUAAGAUAUCUGAUCACCUCAAUCAUUAAAACCAAAUCUACAAACCUAUAGUAAUGUAAUAGUUUCUCAAAAGAACAAUUGUAUAAAACAAAAUUAGUUAAGGUUUAAAUUAUAAAAACGAAUAAAAUUGUUAUCUCAAACAUUAAUAUAAAAUAUAUAUUAUUUCAUAACAAACAAAAGUGUUUUGAUAUUAGCAAGUAAUGUAUUAACCAAAAAAUAAUGUUUGUUGAAUUCUAGUUAGAAAUAUAUUGUUCUCAAUAUUUCAUGCUUUACAAAGGGUAGUCAGAAAAAUUAAUUUGAAUUUAUAAAGUUUGACAAAAAAAAAAAAAAACAUUAUUAUAUUUGUAAUAGUUUAUUGGUAAUAAAAUUAUAUCAAAUAAUACUACUAAGUAUAAUAAUGAUUAUUAUUCAAUUCUUUAGAGUAUUAUAUUUACAAUUUAUUACAGGAUGCGAAGCUCCAGGUGUUAUAAGAGUAUUUGAUAAACAUGGUAUUCUGAUUGACAUCAGUUCAUUUCAUCCAAUAUCAUUUUACAAAGUAGAAACUGAAGUAGGUUCAAUAAAACCUAAUAGUCCUCGAAUCACUACACUUGGCCGUUCAGUGUAAACAACUAGAAAAAAUAAAAAAACAUACAUUUUACCUAUAAUUUUUUAAAUUAUAGAUUUAAUGUUAAUGGACCAACUGAAACAUUUGAUCCGCUAUUUUAUGGUCAAACUGGUCGUGAUGGAUACAAACAAGAAAUGGAUCUUUUUUUAACUCAGUUAAUGGGGAGAGGUAGUCAAAAUGAAGAAACUGAUAAUUUAGAUCUUGAAAUAUUUGAAACCUCGUUAAAUAAUGCAAUUGACAAGUAAUAAUAAAUACAAUAAAUAUUUAUUCUGAUAAAUAAUUAGUGAUGCAACAAAAAUAUUAGACAUUAAUCAAAUUAUAUACAUAGUUUUUUUUAUAAUUGUAUUUAAUUUAAUCAGUACACAAAAAAAAAGGUGAAUCACUGAUGACAUUUAAUUAUUUAUUUUUACAAUUUUGUCAUGACAUAUUUCAAUUAGUUGUAAGUAAAUAAAAAAUAAAUUUUAUUAAUAAAAUAUAUCAAUUUAUAAUUUGAAAUUUUUAAAAAGCAAUAUUAGAUGGAAACAAUUAAAAUAGAUUGUAAUAGAUUUUUGAUUUAAUAUGACAAACCAGGCAGUGGCGUAGCUGGAGCUUAAUUAAUAGUGUAGGGGGCUGUUAAAAUAUUAUAAUACUUACCAGGUACGUAUACGUAUGUUUGUAAUUUAUUACCUAUAAGCUUAUAGCCGUUACCUGAAGUAUUGAUUCAAGAUAGUUCCAGGUGGCGGGUGUAUUGCCAAUACCGUAAAAAAGAAAGCUAUAACCAUGGUUAAAUACUACUAAAAAAUUCCCAGGGGGGGGGGUAAUCCAUGCAAUACACUAAAUCAUUAUACUCUAUUCAGCCGGAGGUGGUUGAAAAUAUGUCAUAGUUCACACAUGUAGUUGUGGGGAUUCAACCAGUCAGGCAGCGUGCGAAUGUUUAAUCAUGCAUAUAUGAACUUAUACAUGCCUGUAUGCUCGUGUUCUGAAUAGAGUAUAGAUAAUAUUAUCUUUAUUAUAAUUAUAUACUACCUAUUUGUAAACUAAAUAAUAAACCAAUAUGAACAAGGAAAUUGAUAUUCAAUUUUUUUUUUUUUCUUAGAAAAUAAACUACACAAAAACACAACUAGACUUUAAUUAAGUGUACAUUUAUUUUAGUUACGAAAAUAGUACAAUUAAAAACUUAAUAAAUGAUUUGUUUUAGGAAAGUACAAGAAGAAAAGCUACGAGAAGACAAUAUUUUAAAUUUUAGUAGAAAUGCAAGUAAUUUGUCUUUACAAAAUUUACAAACAGAUAUAGAUGGUUCAGUUUCAAGAGAAACUGAAGAUAUAUUAAAUAUGAUGCAAUUAUUAGAUAUCGAAUAAAAUUAAUUACCACAUUUUCAAUCAUAAAAAUUAUUGCGCUCCAGAUCUCUGAACUCUAAAAUGUAUGUUUUAAGACGUAGUUUUAGUAUUUCACGACAAAUUUCUUGACUGUGGUCACGAUUUGUAAUGCCCAUACGAUACAAUUGAUUUUCAUUAAUUCUUAUUAAAGCUCGUCCAAUUAUCUCAUGCUAAAAAUAAAUUAUAAUUUAAUAAUUUAUCAUAAAU
Molecule: messenger RNA, 9309 nt
Organism: Cinara cedri
Lineage: Eukaryota; Metazoa; Arthropoda; Insecta; Hemiptera; Aphididae
Source: the annotation of a GenBank genome assembly